UAGAUCAAAGGUAAAAUUUUGAUUGACAUAACUAAUGCAACCGAAAUCAAACUUAAAAUUUUGCAGAACAAGUAGAAGACGAAGAGAUAUUGGAUUCACCGAUUACUGUUACUCGGGAAAAGAUUCAAGAGGUGUAAGCACAGUGUUUGUCAUUAUAAAUUAUUUCUAAACUUAAAUAAAUAAUCGCCAAAAUGCCCCGCAAAUUUGUCGUUGGUGGUAACUGGAAGAUGAAUGGAGAUAAAAAUAUGAUCAAUGAAAUUAUAAAUAAUAUGAAGAAAGGUCCUUUGGAUAAGGAAGUUGAGGUAAUUAUUGGGGUACCUUCCAUCUACCUUACUUAUGUAAAGAGUAUUGUACCCGAUACAAUCCAAGUUGCUGCACAAAACUGCUGGAAAGUUCCAAAGGGUGCUUUCACAGGUGAAAUUUCACCCGCUAUGUUGAAAGACAUUGGUGUUAACUGGGUUAUCAUUGGACAUUCGGAACGCAGGACAAUCUUUCAUGAAGACGAUACCCUUGUAGCUGAGAAAGUGGCACAUGCCCUUGAAUCUGGCAUGAAAGUGAUCGCUUGCAUUGGUGAGACCUUGGAAGAAAGGGAGGCUGGAAAGACUGAGGAAGUUGUAUUUAGGCAGACUCAGGCAUUGGUGCCAGCUAUUGGUGACAAAUGGGCUAAUGUUGUGCUUGCCUAUGAACCAGUCUGGGCUAUCGGUACCGGAAAAACUGCUUCACCGCAGCAGGCUCAAGAUGUGCAUGCCUCAUUACGUAACUGGUUGGCAAAUAAUGUGUCAGCUCAAGUCGCUGAUGCUGUACGCAUUCAAUAUGGUGGUUCUGUCACUGCUGCCAAUGCUGUGGAAUUAGCCAGUUGUGCAGAUAUUGAUGGCUUCCUCGUAGGAGGUGCCAGUUUGAAACCGGAGUUUGUUAACAUUGUUAACGCUACUAAGUAAAUUUAUAUCCUUAUAUUAGCAUUUCUUUAUGUAAACAUCAAUGUUGCAAAUUAUAAAUCUAUGUAACUUAAUGUGAAAUGUAUUUUACUCUUUGCCUU
Molecule: messenger RNA, 1036 nt
Organism: Papilio xuthus (Asian swallowtail)
Lineage: Eukaryota; Metazoa; Arthropoda; Insecta; Lepidoptera; Papilionidae
Gene: Tpi
Product: triose phosphate isomerase
Exons: 6
Coding region: 192-938 (248 amino acids)
Biological process (GO): glyceraldehyde-3-phosphate biosynthetic process; glycerol catabolic process; gluconeogenesis
Cellular component (GO): cytosol
Molecular function (GO): triose-phosphate isomerase activity
Source: RefSeq, a predicted model, not a curated record